Spizellomyces punctatus DAOM BR117 is the source of this 1044-nucleotide messenger RNA. RefSeq lists its product as uncharacterized. The transcript is spliced from 2 exons. Lineage: Eukaryota; Fungi; Chytridiomycota; Chytridiomycetes; Spizellomycetales; Spizellomycetaceae. The coding region runs from base 277 to 795 and encodes 172 amino acids. The record is from RefSeq and is a predicted model, not a curated record.
CAUAACAGGAAGUUUGUUCUCCGUCAUCACAUUUCGCUUUUGCGCAGCAGCGCUCUGCUUGCUUUUCCAAAACCUUUUUUUUGCAAUGCGGAACAGAUGGAAACGAAGCGAAAAAGGAAAGAAGCCUCACGUCGUUAACGUGACGUGAAUUUCAUUUUGUCCCAAAGAAGCAAAAAUCGGGCUGGGAAUUCCAUUUGUUCGCAGUACAAAAAGCACUGGCUGCUUUGACUUGCCUUGCAUCUCAUCGCUACACACUCAUCUAACACUUGAACAGCCAUGAAGUCCUUGACUAUCAUUUUGACUCUCUUCGCCUCGGUCCUCGCGCAAGCACCAUGUGACAUGAAUGGUUUCACCGCUUGCAAGACAAGCAUUGACCAGUUUAGGCAGGCCACUUGCGGCCCUCUUCAGACGGGUCCUAGGGCAAAUGCGACAUUAUACUCGUACUGUUUGUGUUAUGCCGCAGUCAACAAUGUCAACUGUUACAACCUGUGCGCGAGCAGCCCUAACGUCACUGCUGAACGGGAUGGAGGAGCUUUACCGCAGCAAACUGCUCUUUGCGGAGCCGCAGGUCUGAACCCUGCCGCCCUUCCUCGACCUGCACCUUGGGACUUGACUGCCACUACCUCUGUUCUUCCCUCCGCGACGCCCACACCGGUCGGCUCAGCGCCGUCUGCUACAGCUACUCCUCCUGCAACGUCAGCCCAGAAGAACAGUGCGGUUGGCCAGAACUUGAUGAAUGUUGUUACUGGUGCUGCUGCGGCUGGCUUGGCUGGUGUCGUAGCUCUUGUGCUCUAGUUUGAUUGUUUCUCGGAGCCUCGUUUCUUAUAUAUGUACUUUUGAAUCACUGUAGUUAGAUGGUAUGUGUAGUUGUACCAGAGUGUUAAUAGGCAACCGUGAUGUAUUUCGGGAAUAAUGCUCAUCCCUGAUUUUACACUGGGUAACCUCAACUUUCAACCAAUGCUCAGACGAUUGGAUAAAAUCCAGUUGGUAGCUACAGUUGAUGUAUUCGACCACAUGAGAUAAUUACACAUAUUAAAAUGGAUA